This is a messenger RNA of Sparassis crispa, 1743 nucleotides long. Its product is annotated as putative AC9 transposase. Bases 1 to 1743 code for a protein of 580 amino acids. Gene Ontology annotation, molecular function: protein dimerization activity. The transcript is spliced from 12 exons. Lineage: Eukaryota; Fungi; Basidiomycota; Agaricomycetes; Polyporales; Sparassidaceae. The record is from RefSeq and is a predicted model, not a curated record.
AUGGUGUCACAUGAUGUCAAACUUGUAUUUGCUCAAACACGGAAGCGCAUCGCCAAGAUGCUACAGAAAUAUGACGGGGACCUCAAUUUUGCAACCAAUGCUUGGACAUCACCGAACCACAAAGCAUUUGUCGCUGUGUCAGUGCAUCUUGAACGUGAGGGUGAGCCACUCGUGAUGGUCUUGAAUGUUGUUGAAGUGGCCCAGUCGCACUCUGGGCUGAAUUUGGCAUCGACAUUUGCGAAGAUCUUGGAUGAUUUCGGAAUAUUGGACAAGAUCCUCAGCCUGACCGCAGACAACGCAUCCUCCAAUGACACGAUGACAGAGGGAUUAAUUAACUUGCUCCUGGAUUUUGCCCUGUUGCGACAGUUUGGCAUACCUAAGAAAAGUGAAGGGGAUGGCCUCGAUGAUUCAGAACAGGACUUAGUUGUAAUGGGGGGGCAAGACCUUAUCACACCGAACCUCAGAUACAGUGCACCAAGCUCUAUUCUGGAGCGUUGUGCGUGUAUCAAGGUCGUGCGGCACGUUACAUUAGUAGAUCUGGCAAAGGAUCUUGAUUUCGAGGAUCUUGUUACCCGUGCAGAAAAGGGUGCUGAGGAUACAGGAGAUGAGGCCACAGUCGACGAAAGUGAGGAUGAAGAGCUUCUCGAGGGCCUAUUUGACUUUACAGAUGACAAACACGUGAGUCUGGCAGAGAACGUUAGGCCCGUGAAUUUAGUGCUUGUAAAGCUGCGCAAACUUGCAUUCAAGAUCGUGCAUUCGAUGACAAUUAUCCUCCCAGCUUGGUAUGCGACUCUGAAUGAUCUGAAGUUAGCGGAACGCAUCAUGCUGCACUACCGAAAAGCAAUUGACACGAUCAGUGCUGAUCGCGAGUUAGGCUUGCAACAGUUUGAGUCGUCCGAGGAGGAGUGGGCAAUCGCCAGCCAGCUCCGUGAUGUUCUGAAGAUUUUGAAGGAUGCAAUGCUGUUCUUCUCUCAUUUUACUCCGAAUCUGGUGACUGUUAUCCCCGCGACGGACCACAUCAAUAAACGACUGACAACGGAAUCCCUGGACAAGACUCUCAACAUUGCUAUACACACUUUGCUGGGUCUUGCGAAGAAGACACUGAACAAGUACUACACACUUACGGACUCUUCAGAAGUCUACCGCAUUGCUAUGGUGCUUCAUCCUCGACACAAACUUUCAUACUUCAAGCAGGCCAAGUGGGAGCAGAGCUGGAUCAACACCACUGAGGAGCUGGUGCGUGAAGAAUUCAGAUGCUCCUACUCUAUGUCUGGUGACAAGGAGAGUGGUGGUGGUAUGCAGAGUCCUGAGCAAUUGGCGAACAUCAAGAACAAGAACCACAAUAUAUUUGAUCACAUCCCCGCACUUGUCGCACCUAAACAUUCCGAGCUGCAGAAUGAACUCGAUGCGUACCUGAGCACUGAUCCCGAGUAUGUCGAGAAUUUCCUCACUUGGUGGCACCGUGUGUGUGUGACCUAUCCGCGGCUGUCGCGGAUGGCCCUGGAUUACUUGACUAUUCCAGCAACCUCUGUCAAUGUCGAGCGGAUCCUUCGCUGUGGCCGGCUCCUCCUCUCUCAUGUCCGUAGUCGGCUAUCAGCACAGACUAUUCGUGCACUGCUGUGCCUCGGGUCUUGGAGUCUGCUCGGUAUGGUGGAGGAUGCUGAUGUUAAGGCAGUCACAGUGAUGGCUGAUAUGCCGGGUGAUGAAGAGGAAAUGGAAGAUGGGUGGGAUUCUAUUCAGUAG